ACGCACGACUCUUGGACAUUAAACAUUUCAAACUUACAGUGCAGUCUUUUUAUUCCUGAGACGUGCAGAUACAGCUAACGUGAGCUCUAUGCAACAAAGACAACUAGAAAACUCUAAUUUCAGACUGUCUUUACGUAGUGCAUCCAAUAACCAUGGAUAUAUUUUUAAAAAGCUGUCGCAAUGAGCUGACGGGGAACGCAGAGGGCAGCCCAGGGUUCCAUGUGGUCCUGGGGAAUGAGGCCUGUGACCUGGACUCCAUGGUGUCAGCUCUGGCCUACGCAUACUUCCUGUCCAAGACACUUGAUUCUGGGAAAGUUCCUCUUCCUGUUCUGAACAUUCCCCGGCAAGAGUUCCCGCUGCGCACGGACAAUGCCUUCCUGCUGAGAGAGAGUGGCCUCUCCCAGGAUGACCUGGUGUUCCGGGACGAGGUGGACCUGGGGAGUCUACACCGGGCCGGCCGGCUGGACCUCACACUGGUGGACCACAACGUGCUGCCCAGCUCUGACUGUGAUCUAGAAGAGGCGGUGUUGGAGGUGAUCGACCAUCACCUCCUGGAGAGGAAGCCCUCUCCCUCCUGUCCCGUUACCGUGGAGACGGUAGGCUCCUGCUCCACCCUGGUGGCAGAACGGAUCAUCCAGAAAGCCCCUGAAGUCCUCGACCAACAGGUGGCCCAGCUCUUAUAUGGCACCAUAGUGUUAGACUGUGUGAACAUGGCCCCAGAGGCAGGGAAAGUCACCCCUAAAGACAGCCAGUACGCUGGCCUCCUGGAGACGCACUUCCCCAACCUGCCACCAAGGGGCGUCCUCUUCCAGUCCUUGCAGAAUGCUAAAUUUGACGUGUCAGGUCUUACCACAGAACAGAUGCUUCUGAAAGACAUGAAGGUGGCAUCGGAAGGAGAUUUAAAACUGGCAGUCAGUGUGAUAUAUAUGACACUGGAGGCUUUUCUACAGAGACAAAGCUUACAGCAAGAGCUCUGUGAGUUCUGCCACAAGCACAGCUACAACCUGGUGGUGGCCAUGACGAUCUCCUUCAACGAUAACAAGGAGCCCUUCAGGCAGCUGGCCGUCUACAGCUCGAGCACCCUCUACAGGGGGGAGAUGAGCCAAGCCUUGGAGCAAGCCCGGAGACCCAGUCUGAGCCUGAGUCCAAUGAGCAGCCCUUACUCGGACAUCAGGGCUUACCUCCAGGGCAACACGUUGGCCUCCAGGAAGAAGGUGCUGCCCAUCAUCAAGGACUUCCUGAGGGACAGGGAGCGAAGAGAGGUGCAUUGUGGGACCCUAGAGGAGAGUUACGAGGUACCACAGCAACGAGCAUAUACUGAGGACGCUGGGAUAGAGGAGGACUCCUACUUCCCCCCCACCCCUAUGAACAGUCUGGUGGAGGGCUGUCCCCUUGACAACGGACUGCCCAAGAUCAGCGCUGAAGCUCUGACGGAGAAGUUCAGCAAGAUGGCCAGCGAAGAGGAGAACGCAGGGGACUCUAAUGUCACUCACACUCCUGGUGGUCAGCGGAGCACCCAAGCUCACUAACCUGUAUAACAGCUGGAUGGCCAGAGUUCUCGCAACAGGAUUCAGACCAGUCAGUACAGAUUGUUUGUGACUGUGCAGGGUGUUGAGCUCGGCACAACAUUGAUCCGCUGGGACGAGGACUGGGAGGCACACUGUUCCCAAUCCAGAGGAGUAAACAAUCCACUGGCAAUCAUAUUGGAGAUGAUGGAAAUGCAUUGAAAAUAUUAGUGACACCCGUGCUUUACGUUAGUGACACCCGUGCUUUACGUUAGUGACACCCGUGCUUUACGUUAGUGACACCCGUGCUUUACGUUAGUGAACCCUGUGCUUUACGUUAGUGACACCCGUUCUUUACGUUAGUGAACCCUGUGCUUUACAUUAGUGACACCCGUUCUUCACGUUAGUGAACCCUGUGCUUUACGUUAGUGACACCCGUUCUUUACGUUAGUGAACCCUGUGCUUUACAUUAGUGACACCCGUGCUUUAUAUGGGGGGAGGGGGUUCCUGAGUGGCGUAGCGGUCCAAGGCACUGCAUCUCAGUGCUAGAGGCGUCACUACAGAACCUGGUUUGAUUCCUGGCUGUAUCACAACUGGCCGUGAUUGGGAGUCCAUUGUCCCAGCGUCGUCCGGGUUAAGGUUUGGCCGGGGUAGGCCAUCAUUGUAAUAUGAAUUUGUUCUUAACUGACUUGCCUGGUUAAAUAAAGGUUAAAUAAAAAAAUAUUAGUGACACCGAUGCUUUCAUCCUUGAAUGGGAAUAAGACAUUUAAUUGGGAACUCUGUUCAUGGAAAAAUACUCCGUUGUUAUGUUUCCAGGAAAUGUAGAUUUGAGAAAAUAGAUCCACUCUCUCUUCUCCCCAAGAGUGUGUGUGCAGCCUAGACUAGUGUGUAUGUGAACAUUUUUGUGAUAGAUGCCUAAACCAAUAUGUGGUCUGCUUACUAAGGCAACAGGGAUCUUGAUCCAGGAUGGCAUUGAAUGUCUCUACUGUAACCAAGAAGCUUGAUCUUGACCUCUAGGCACUGUGCCCUAUACUAAUGUGUAUAGGAAGAUCUUUGUGAUGGAUUCCUAAACCAAUAUGUGGUCUGCUUACUAAGGCAACAGGGAUCUUGAUCCAGGAGGGCAUUGAAUGUCUCUACUGUAACCAAGAAGCUUGAUCUUGACCUUUAGGCACUGUGCCCUAUACUAAUGUGUAUAGGAAGAUCUUUGUGAUAGAUGCCUAAACCAAUAUGUGGCCCCACUUUAUUUGGAUAGUCCAGCUGUAGAUGGUCAAACUAUCUGUUGAUAAGCAACUGCUUACUAAGCUUAGGGUAAGGGUUAAUAGUUAGAGUUGGGGUUGGGGUUAGGGUUAAUAGUUAGAGUUGGUUAGGGUUAGGGUUAAUAGUUAGAGUUGGUUAGGGUUAGGGUUAAUAGUUAGAGUUGGUUAGGGUUAAUAGUUAGGGUUAGGGUUAAUAGUUAGAGUUGGGGUUAGGGUUAGGGUAAGGGUUAAUAGUUAGAGUUAGGGUUAGGGUUAAUAGUUAGUUUGGGUUAGGGUUAAUAGUUAGUUUGGGUUAGG
Oncorhynchus kisutch (coho salmon) is the source of this 3058-nucleotide messenger RNA. Its product is annotated as exopolyphosphatase PRUNE1. Gene Ontology annotation, molecular function: exopolyphosphatase activity. The transcript has 8 exons. Gene Ontology annotation, cellular component: cytoplasm. The record is from RefSeq and is a predicted model, not a curated record. Lineage: Eukaryota; Metazoa; Chordata; Actinopteri; Salmoniformes; Salmonidae. The coding region runs from base 153 to 1529 and encodes 458 amino acids.